Messenger RNA from Closterium sp. Naga37s-1, 11226 nucleotides. The record is from the annotation of a GenBank genome assembly. Lineage: Eukaryota; Viridiplantae; Streptophyta; Zygnematophyceae; Desmidiales; Closteriaceae.
AUGGGAAAUCCGGGGCUCCGGACCUGGACGUGCAUGAGCGUAACGCUGAGCGAGAGGCCGAGGUGGGCGGGUCUGCUGUGGGAAAAGGGGCAGGGGUUGCGGGAGUGGCGGCAAGGGAUGCCGUGGGGGAAGCAAGGGACCGCAGCAUGUGAGGCUGCAUGCACCACAGCAGGAAAGGCAGGGGCCACAGCUGGGGCUGGUAUAGGGGGGAGGGCAAUGGGGGCUGCAGCGGGGGAGAGUGUAGCGGGGUCUGGGGCAAGGGAGAGUACAGCCCCGGCUGUAGCAGGGAAGGGCGCAGCAGGUGCUGCUGUGAGGGAGGAGACAGCAGAGGCUACAAAGACAGAAGGUGGGGCUGCAGCUGAAGCAACAGUGGCCAUAGCACGCCCACUCGGGGCGGCAGGGGCCGCAGCACGCGUGGUAGAGGCCACAGCAGGGCUGAUCAUCACAUCCACGUCCCCACCGUCAGGGGCUCCCUCUAGCUUCGAGGGGGGUAGCCAGGGCCUUGACCUUCUUUGCAGAGCCGUGCACCCCGAGGCUGCACACUCCUGCCCCCACCCUCAGGGGUCCCCCCGAGCACCACGUGGAGCAGCCAGGGCCCUGGCCUUCCUGGCGGAGCCAUGCUCCCCGACCCCUAAGUCCACCCAAUCAUCCCCUGUCAACCUCCUACCUCCUCCCCCACCAAGUCCUCCCCCACCCGGAGCUACACACAUCUCGAAGGUUGAAGCCUCCCUCUGGCCACAUCUCUCUCCCACAUGCUACAAAGACCCAAACCACCCAAGUCGCCACACAUCCCCAACACUUUCACCCAACGGGCUGCCCUCCUCACACCACACCCCCCAGGCAGCCAAGUCCCACCCGCAAGGGCCUGUGGAGCCUCAUGGAAGCGACGACACCCUGGAGGGGCCCACAGGAGGGGCCACUAGUGGGAGGGGCGCAGGCCCCAACUUUCAGCACGGGGGAGCAACCUCAAAUACUCCUCUCCCACUCAUUCCCCCACCCACAGCCACCUCGGAGCCACCACAAACCUCACUAGGGGGGGCGGGCUCAGGGGACAUAGGGGCAGGUGGGGUGGGUGGGGUUCCAAUAAGGGGGGUUUUGGGAGGAGGGGAAGUGAUAGUGAGGGACGAGGAUGCGGUAGAGGACGGGAUGCACAUCGACGGGCCACUGGCCCAAUACCUCACACCUGACGGUGAGGCCGACCCCAUGCCUCAUGACGAGGUUCCCCCUUUCCCCCCCAUGCCCGACCCCAUGCUGGCAGAUGGACCGAUGGAGGGGCUGGAGGAGAAUUUGAGGACAGAGCCUCUCCGGGGCGCUCCCAUCCUUACCCCUCAUCCUCCAGCCCACUCCCCCCCAAGAGCACCACAUCCCCGCCCCCACCCUCAGGGGCUUCCUGUAGCGUCCAGGGGGGCAGCCAAGGCCCUGGCCUUCUUGGCAGAGCCACGGCCCGCCAGGAGAGCACGCGGGCACAGCGAGGGCAGAGCCUCCCACACCCAGCCCCAUCCUUGCCUCUCACCCCUCCUCGCCCCUUUCCUCUCCCCUAAGAGCAGCACACUCCCUCCCCCACCCUCAGGGGCUCCCUCCAGCAUCACGGGGAGCAGCCAGGGCCCUGGCCUUCUUCGCGGAGCCGGAGGCGACGACACCAUGGGCGCGGGGCCAACAGGAGGGGCCGCUACCCUUCGCCCCCCACCCACACCCCCCGCCUACAGCCUGCCUCACCACGAGUGGCCCCGUUGGGCAGACAUCGCCCCCCAAAUACAGCCCACCACGGAGGGUGAUGUCAUGGGGAGGGGGGGGAUGCACACUGAGCUUCCUCUAUCUAGCCAACCACCCAUCCUCCCCUCACCCAUCCCCUUAGCCUCUCAGCCCGCCCUUCCCUCACAACCAGACAGGGACAACCAAAAUCAGGUUGGCCGUCGACGGAAGAAGAAAGGCAAAGGCGGCAAGGGGCCAGCUCACCUACUCCCCCCUCCCUCCCUUCCCCUCCAGCCGCCCCUCCUCACUUCACAUCCCACUGAACCUGCACCAGGCCCUACCCCUAUAUGCCAACCACCAAACUCACACCCCCCUCCCGUACCCGCCCCUCCACAAGGCCAUGGGAGCGAUCCAACCUACUCACCCCCGGGCCGCCUCUCCCUUCCUCUAAACCCCCCCCAGGUGGCGGCAGCCGCGUGCGCUGCAGGGAUGGAGGCCGACGGGAUGAGGGAUGCACCCAUGGCAGACGCCACCGACUCCUCUUCCCAUACCUCCCACCCCAUCCAGGUCGACGCCCCCCUACCGCAACCCAUGGUCAUUGGGGAGGGCCAAGGGGGCUUUAUAGAGCAGGAACCACAUGUGAGCACCGCUCAGCCAGCACGCCCCGCCCCACCCACUACCCGGCCAGCCCUCCUCCCCUCACCAGCUCUCCGGCUGCCCCCACCCUACCAGUCCCACAGGCGCGUCACGCCCGUCCCCGAUGGAGACCGACCUGGUUCUGAGGCCGUGUCACUCGCAGGCGACCCCGCCAGACCGCUCGCACACGACUGCCAUCGCAGCACGGGUCUCCCGCUUUAUGCGAGGUUGCGCCAGCCCCAGACAGCUGCUCGCCUUCUUUCGGCAUGUGUCAGCACUCGCCCGCAGUACCUGUCGAGGACUGUCCCUCCCUCGCCCGCAGUGCUCUGCAGCUUCGCACGCUGGGACGCACGCCUUGGAGAGACUUUUCAGCAGCUUUUAGCGUCAGGGACCUGGGCAUGCCGCGAGGACGUCAAAGAUGCCGCCAGCGACCAGAUCUUCCUCCCCAUCCGCCUUGGGGGUUUCGGCAUUCGUCGCAUGGAGCGCAUUGCCCCGAGCUUUGCUUCCGGUGAGACGGAGCAGAUCGACCCUUCCCUACGGACGACGCUGGAGGGCCUUCCACCUGACAUCCUCUCUCUCCUCCCACCCUGGCCCUCUUGUGCCUCUGCCUCCCCCGAUUCCCUUUUUGCAGGAGCGAGCCGCCUUCUGGAGGCGCAUGCCUUGGAGGCCAGGGCUGAAGCGGGACAGCCGGGCGGCGGGGCACAGUGGGGACAGCAUCAGCUGCGGGGUCAGGUGGCGCGAGGGGCAGGUGGGCAGAGGGGACGGCAGGGGGUGCAGACCAGCCAGGGCGGAGAGGGGGGACAGCAGAGGCGGCAGCAGGAGAGCCAGCACAGGUCGCGGGCUCAGGGCGCCGCGCCUCAGGGUGUCGGCUCGGGGGUGGGGCAGGGGCGAGAGCAGCAGAGAGCGGACGGGGGUACAGGGGGGGCGGGGAGUUUGGGAGGUGAGGUUCUGGGAGUGAGAGAGGCAGCAGGGGAUCGAGCAGGGGGGUUGGGAGGGUUGGGGGAGGGUAGAGAGGGGGAGGGGAGAGGACAGGUGGGUGGAGGAGAGGAUAGGGGGAGAGAGACGACUGGAGAGGAGGCACCGAGGGACCAGACAGGGCAGCAGCCAGCGCAGCAGCAGGGACCAGCCGGACGCACAGGCCGUGCAGGCACCUCCUCCCGCAUCACAGACCUCACCUGCCGCGACGUUGGGCAGAGUAUGAUGAUGGUUCUUGUGGAUGUCUCCAUAGCGGAUCCACAGCGGGAGGGGAACGUGCAGCUGAGACGGGCGACCCCCACACAGAUUGGGGUGGCAGCAGCUAGGCGGGUGCAGGAGAAGCUGCGUCACUGGGGGCCGCACCUAGAGGGGUUGCAGCCGGCACCACAGUUCUACGCGUGCGUGGCUGAGACCUUUGGCCUACCGAGCGAGCCGUUGUGUCAGUUCCUGGGGCUCUGCGCGAAGAGGAUAGCACAGCGGAGUAGGGAUUGGGGAGGGGGGGAUGACAGAUCGGCACGGAUAUUUGAGACAGGACUCACUACACGUCUCUCCGUGGCACUGCAGCGCGCGCAGGCUCAAUGCAUCUUACAGCAUGCGUCACACCCCCUGCCCCCUCAUGCCAUCCGCUCCCCCCGCCCCUACCCUCCGCGUGCCUGCUCCCUCGCCGCCUCUUUUGACCCUCCCUGCCCCCCUCGCCGUUACCCACCGCUCGCCAUUCGCUCCUCCCCGCCCGUGCCCUCCCCUCGUUUACCUUCGCCUCCCCCCUCCCCUCCUCUGCUGCACGCCUCUUCCUUCCGCUCGCUAACCCACUCCACUCCCUGCCCCUCCUCAAUCCGCACCCUGCCCCUCGUUUCUCGCCCCCCUAUGCUUGGUUUCUCCCCUCCCUGCCCCUCGCCGCCUUUCUCCGCUCCCCACCUCCCCCCUCUCCCUGCCCCCCCACUCUCCUCCACUUGCCCUUGGCUUCCCACCUCCCUGCCCCACCUUUCCCCCUUCCCUGCCUCUCCCUCCUCCCCGCCCUGCCCCUCAUUUUCUGCCCCCCCACGCCCGGUUUCUCCCCUCCCUGCACCUCCCUUUCUUUCUCCAUGCCUCUCCUUUGCUCCCUCCCUGCCCCCGCCUGCCCAUGCCCCUGUCUUUGGUUUCUCCCCUCCCUGCCCCACGUUUCUUCCCUCCCUGAGAUCACCUUGUACCCCCUCUGCCCCUCCCUUGUUUUCCCCGCACCCAUUGCUUCUCCCCUCCCUGCCCUUGAUUUCCCGCAUCCCUGCCCUUGUUUCCUACCAUCCAUGCCCCUCGUUUCCCCUCGUUUUCUUUGUACGUUCACCCUCUUCCCUCCCUGCCCCUCCCUUCCUCCCCCCCUGCCCUUUGCUUUCCCCUCAUUACGCUCCUUUCUCCCCAUCCCUGCUGCCCUCUUACCACCAUCAGCCCCCCCCCUCUUCAGGAUGCGUCAACAGUGCAGCCCAGCAGGAUGCGGAGCCGCUUUCCACCGCACCCACCCGCACCCAUACCCGAAAGACCAAGUCACAUAAAAAAACACAAGUACCGGACCCAAACCUGGGGAACACAGCAGACCCCACCCCCACUGGGAAAGCGGGUGGGACAGCAAAAGCUGUGGGUGGGGCAGCAAGGGAUGUGGUGAAGGCAGCAAGGGAUGCGGCAGGGGCAGCUGGGGUUGCGGUGGGGCCAGCAAAGGAUGUGUUGGGGGCGGCAGAGGCUCCUGAGGGAGGCACACCAGGGGGUGUGACUAUGGAUGUGGAAGAGGCAGAUGCAGGUGGGGCUGCAGGAACCACACGUGAGGUGGCACAUGCCACGGCAGAGGCAGCAGAGAACGCCGCAAGGGUGGCAGAGGCUGCGGUUGUUACGGAAAGGACUGCACAGAGGGGUGCUGAGGCGGCAGGAAGGGCAGCAGGAGCCGCCGCUGGGACGGCAGCUCCUGAGUCGGUGGGGACGGCAGCAAUUAGGGCUGCAGAGGCGGCAGAGGAGAGAGCUGCAUACAUGAGCGGCACGGCCGGGACAGCACGGGCAGCAGUGGCGGCACAAGCCACUGAAGGGGCGGCAGAGGCCGCAGCAGGGGGGGGAGAGGCCACAGUGGUGGCGGCAGGAGCCGCAAGCGGGGCGGCGAGUGCUGCAGCGGGGGCUGCAGAUGCACCACAAAGGGCCCUGGGAGCCGCUACAGAGGCGGCAGGCCCUGAAUCGGCCACAGCAGGGGCGGCAGAGACCGCAGUGGACAGAGCUGCAGGCACGGACGGCACGAGCCGGAUAGCGCGGGAAGCUCGGGCAGCAGGAGUGGCACAGGCAACAGCAAGGGCGGCAGAGUACACAGCAGGAGUGGCACAGGCCCCAGCUGGGAUGGCAGGGGCUGCAGACAAGGCAGCAGAGGCUGCUGGAAGGACACUGCGAGCUGUGUCAGGGGGGGCAGGACCUGUGGCAGAGGGGGCAGCUCCUGGUUUGGUGGGUGUAGUUGCGGAAGAGACUGGGAGAGCUGCAGCACAUCAGGCGGCAGGGGAUAAAGCGGCAGCCGCCGCAGUUGUCGGGGCUGCAGAGGCCCCUGCGGUAGCGGGCGGCAGUGCAGCAGACGCUGCAGCAGGGGGGGCAGUAGCAGAGAAGGGUGGUGUGGUGGGGAUAGCUGCAGAGGCUACAGCAGUGGUAAGUGCAGCAGGGGGGAGUGCAGCAGGGGGGCGGACAGCAGGAGCUACAACAGGUGAGAGGGCUGGGGGGGCUGAAUUGGGAGAGAGUGUGGCGGGGGCGGGUGCCCCGGCCGCAGCGGGAGAGGGCGCAGCGGGGGCUGCAGCGGGAGAGGGGACAGCAGAGGCGGCACAGACAGACGAGGGGGCUGCAUCCGCCGCAGCAGCUGGGGCUGCAGCUGGAGCAACAGAGGGGACCAUGGCACGGCCAGCAGGGGCGGCAGAGGCGGCAGCAGGUGCAGUAGAGGCCACAGCGGGGCCGACAGAGGCUGUAUCUGGAGCGGAAGAGGCCGCAGAAAGGGCUGGCAGUAAAGAGCCAGCAGGGGGGGCGGGCUCAGGGGACAUAGGGGCAGGAGGGGUGGGUGGGGUUCCAACUAGGGGGGUUUUGGGAGGAGGGGAUGUGGUAGUGAUGGACGAGGAUGCGGUAGAAGACUUGAUGCACAUCGACGGGCCACUGGCCCAAUACCUCACACCUGACGGUGAGGCCGACCCCAUGCCUCAUGACGAGGUUCCCCCUUUCCCCCCCAUGCCCGACCCCAUGCUGGCAGAUGGACCGUUGGAGGGACUGGAGGAGAAUUUGAGGACAGAGCCUCUCGUGGGCGCUCCCAUCCUUACCCCUCAUCCUCCAGCCCACCCCCCCCCCAAGAGCACCACAUCCCCGCCCCCACCCUCAGGGACUACCUCUCAGGGAGGCGACGACACCAUGGGCGCGGGGCCCACAGGAGGGGCCGCCAGUGGGAGGGGCUCUGGUGCCAACUUACAGCAUGGGGGCACAACCUCUGAACCUCAUUCCCCCCCCAAUCCCCCCCCUUCCACCACGCAGCCACCACAGACCUCACUCCCUCCAUCACAAGCACCACGCCCUAACCGCUACAUUGCUCCAGCCCUUCGCCCCCCACCCACAACCCCCGCCUACAGCCUGCCUCACCACGAGUGGCCCCGUUGGGCAGACAUCGCCCCCCACAUACAGCCCAGCACGGAGGGUGAUGUCAUGGGGAGGGGGGGGAUGCACACUGAGCUUCCUCUAUCUAGCCAACCACCCAUCCUCCCCUCACCUAUCCCCUUGGCCUCUCAGCCCGCCCUUCCCUCACAACCAGACAGGGACAACCAAAACCAGGUUGGCCGUCGACGGAAGAAGAAAGGCAAAGGCGGCAAGGGGCCAGCUCACCUACUCCCCCCUCCCUCCCUUCCCCUCCAGCCGCCCCUCCUCACCCCACAUCCCACAGAGAGUGUACCAGGCCCUACCCCUACAGGCCAACCACCAAACUCACACCCCCCUCUUGUACCUGCCCCUCCACAGGGCCAUGGGAGCGAUCCAGCCCACCCACCCCUGGGCCGCCUCUCCCUUCCAAUAAACCCCCCCCAGGUGGCGGCAGCCGGGAUGGAGGCCGACAGGAUGAGGGAUGCGCCCAUGGCAGAUGCCACCGACUCCCCCUCCCAUGCCUCCCACCCCAUCCAUGUCGACGCCCCCCUACCGCAACCCAUGGUGUUUGGGGAGGGCAAAGGGGGCUUUCUAGGGCAGGGUCCACACCCGAGCUCUGCUCAGCCAACACGCCCCACCCCACCCUCUACCUUGCCAGCCCUCCUACCCUCACCAGCAGGCAGGCAGGUCACCGGGACCCCACAGGAGGUGAGGGGUGCCAUCUCAGAUUUGCUGGCGAUACGGAGCCCGAGCAGCUCCCCGGCUGCCCCCACCCUAUCAAUCCCACAGGUCCGGACCCGGACGUAUGCGGAGGUCACCCGUUCUGUCCCUUCUUUUAUCCCCCCCACUACUCAUCCAGGCGCGUCACUCCCGUCCCCGAUGGAGACAGACCUGGUUCCGAGGCCGUGUCGCUCGCACCUAGACGUGGUGGCGCCUCCCCCCGUUCAGCCUGUUGCCGAGACACAACCCGUGGCGCAGGAGGGCACCGGCAUUAGGGAUGAGGCAUCUGCCCCUGCCCAGACCCCCCCGCCUGGGGCCACCCAUGGGGCCCCCUCUACAGCCAGUUCCGACGCCACGGCCCCGAUCGACCCCACCGACACAGCGACAUCACCCGACCAGGUCGUGAGAUGCCCCACCUGCAGGAGCUCUCUCGCGAACCGACGUGCCCUUCAGCACCACACGCCCUUCUGCCAUCCUGCGGACGCGGCUCGUAGGGCACAGGCCCUCCACGACACCUCAUCUGUCCUCCCAUCCCUCUCGGAGCCACAAGGGACGAGGACGCAUUUCACAGAUGCACAGUGGCAGACGUUGGAAUCCUUCGAUUGGACGGAGUAUUUCUCGCCAGAGCGCACCCACGCCCGCCCUCUUCGACGCAUUCCUGCUAGGGUCCGCGGAGGAUAUCUUGACGUCCUCUGCACGAUCUUGGCCCGUGUAUCCCAGGAUCCCGAGGCUCCGGGCCCGACCUUCCUCCUCGCCGCUGCACCCACACUUCUCCUCACGCAGGCGACCCCGCCAGACCGCUCGCACACGACUGCCAUCGCAGCACGGGUCUCCCGCUUCAUGCGAGGUGAGUGGACAGAGCUACUCUCUGAGGCCCUGAUCCGUCGCACCCCCCUUCCUCGACGCACAUCCCGGCGCGCACGUGCCGUCGCCACCCACUCCACCGCAGAUGAGCGUCGCAUUGCUCGUUGCCUCCGUCUGGCAGCUUGCAAUGAGACCUCACGGGCCUGCGCGGCUCUCGAGUCCGCGGAGGCCGCCCCAGAUACACAGGGGACGACACAGCGCCUGAAGUCGAAGCACCCCAACGCGGAGAGGCCGACCCCAGCUUGGCUGUCGGACUACCAGGGGACUGCUCUCGUACUCUCGACGGACCACCUACGUCGCGCCAUCUUCACAGCUCCGCGUGGCUCCUCGGGGGGACCGUCCAGCACUCGCCCGCACUACCUGUCGAGGACUGUCCCUCCCUCGCCCGUAGUGCUCUCCAGCUUCGCACGCUGGGACGCACGCCUGGGAGAGACUUUUCAGCAGCUUUUAGCGUCAGGGACCUGGGCAUGCCGCGAGGUCGUCAGAGAUGCCGCCAGCGACCAGAUCUUCCUCCCCAUCCGCAUUGGGGGUUUCGGCAUUCGUCGCAUGGAGCGCAUUGCCCCGAGCUUUACUUCCGGUGAGACGGAGCAGAUCGACCCCUCCCUACGGACGACGCUGGAGGGCCUUCCACCUGACAUCCUCUCUCUCCUCCCACUCUGGCCCUCUUGUGCCUCUGCCUCCCCCGAUUCCCUUUUUGCAGGAGCGAGCCGCCUUCUGGAGGCGCAUGCCUUGGAGGCCCCGGUGGUGGGAGAGGGGACACGGGCUCGGAGACCACUGGAACAGAGGGCUGAGGCGGGACAGCCGGGCGGCGGGGCACAGUGGGGACAGCAUCAGCUGCGGGGUCGGGUGGCGCGAGGGGCAGGCGGACAGAGGCAACGGCAGGGGGUGCAGACCAGCCAGAGCGGAGAGGGGGGACAACAAAGGCAGCAGCAGGAGAGCCAGCACAGGUCGCAGGCUCAGGGUGCCGCGCCUCAGGGUGUGGGCUCGGGGAUGAGGCAGGGGCGAGAGCAGCAGAGAGCGGACGGGGGUACAGGGGGGGCGGGGAGAUUGGGAGGGCAGCAGCCAGCGCAGCAGCAGGGACCAGCCGGACGCACAGGCCGUGCAGGCACCUCCUCCCGCAUCCCAGACCUCACCUGCCGCGACGUUGGGCAGACUUUGAUGGUUCUUGUGGAUGUCUCCUUAGCGGAUCCACAGCGGGAGGGGAACGUGCAGCUGGGACGGGCGACCCCCACACAGAUUGGAGUGGUAGCAGCUAGACGGGUGCAGGAGAAGCUGCGUCACUGGGGGCCGCACUUUGAGGGGUUGCAGCCGGCACCACACUUUUACGCGUGCGUGGCUGAGACCUUUGGCCUACCGAGCGAGCCGUUGCGUCAGUUCCUGGGGCUCUGCGCGAAGAGGAUAGCACAGCGGAUGAGGGAUUGGGGAGGGGGGGAUGACGGAUCGGCACGGAUAUUUGAGACAGGACUCACUACACGUCUCUCCGUGGCACUGCAGUGCGCGCAGGCUCAAUGCAUCUUACAGCAUGCAUCACACCCCCUGCCCCCUCAUGCCAUCUGCUCCCCCCGCCCCUACCCUCCGCGUGCCCGCUCCCUCGUCGUCUCUUUUGACCCUCCCUGCCCCCCUCGCCGUUACCCACCGCUCGCCAUUCGCUCCUCCCCGCCCGUGCCCUCCCCUCGUUUACCUUCUCCUCCCCCCUCCCCUCCUCUGCUGCAUGCCUCUUCCUUCCCCUCGCUAACCCACUCCACUCCCUGCCCCUCCUCAAUCCGCACCCUGCCCCUCGUUUCUCGCCCCCCUAUGCUUGCUUCUCCCCUCCCUGCCUCUCCCUCCUCCCCACCCCCCACGCCCGGUUUCUCCCCUCACUGCAACUCCCUUUCUUUCUCCGUGCCUCUCCUUUGCUCCCUCCCUGCCCCCGCCUGCCCAUGCCCCUGUCUUUGGUUUCUCCCCUCCCUGCCCCACGUUUCUUCCCUCCCUGAGAUCACCUUGUACCCCCUCUGCCCCUCCCUUGUUUUCCCCGCACCCAUUGCUUCUCCCCUCCCUGCCCUUGAUUUCCCGCACCCCUGCCCUUGUUUCCUACCAUCCAUGCCCCUCGUUUCCCCUCUUUGUACGUUCACCCUCUUCCCUCCCUGCCCCUCCCUUCCUCCCCCCCUGCCCUUUGCUUUCCCCUCCCCCUGCCCGUUGCUGCCCUAUCCCGUUGCUGCCCCUCCCCUUGCCCCCUCGACUCCCCUGCCCCCCGUACACCCCACUCCCGUCCAACCGCCCCCACCCUCCCCCGGCUGCCCGUUUCCGCUCUCCACCCCCGCGAUCGUGACUUCCCGGGAGGUCACCCAGCCCAAUACUGCUCUCGCCCACCUGGAGGCGCAUGUCUUGGAGGCCGUGCGUGCCCGUCACACCUCUCCCUUGCACCUUGCCCGUUGGACUUCCCUUCAGGGCGUAGAUGCAGGAGCGUGGCUGCAGGCGGUGCCAUACGCAGACGCCCUGCGCAUUCCGGAGGCGCAGUGGCAGGUGGCUUCAUCAUGUCGUCUUGGUCUCCCUGUCCCCCAGUUAGCCCUCACAGCUGCUGUGAAGGGAGUGGCAGGCGUGGCGGGAGUGGCGGGAAUGGCGGGCGUGGCGGGAGUAGCGGGAAUGGCGGGCGUGGAGGAAGUGGCGGGAGAAGCUGCUGCUGCACCACUUCAUGCUACAGAUCGUCCACGACCCGCAAGCCCGCCAGUAAACGAACCAGCAGACCCGCAGACCCACUAG